Molecule: messenger RNA, 372 nt
Organism: Penicillium nucicola
Lineage: Eukaryota; Fungi; Ascomycota; Eurotiomycetes; Eurotiales; Aspergillaceae
Exons: 2
Coding region: 1-372 (123 amino acids)
Source: RefSeq, a predicted model, not a curated record
AUGAUGCUCAAUGAAGCUCUCGAGAGGCAUUUGCGAUGGGAUAAUAGGGAGCCGACCCCCUUUAUCUCUACAUAUGACAGUCAAGAUCGGGCAGAGCAGGAAGCAGACCGGCGUAUCGACGACAAGGAAGCGGAAGUGAUUAUUUGGGAAAUCGUCGUGACCAAUAAUAAAGGUCGAGAUUCUGUGGAAUUGGUUAAAGCACGGGAGUUGGCCACAGAAGUUAAGCUUUAUAUUCCUAAAAAGGCGUGGAACAAUUCGGAAUGCGAAGUUUUGUUUUGGGGUCGUAUUGCGCGUCGUCAUAUCGCUGGCUACACGAAAUAUACUAACAGUAAGGGGAAGUUGAUGAACGGAGACUGGAGACCGUUGAAUUGA